CGGCCUCAGAGACAUUCUGUGUGUGUGAGUGUGUGUGUAUGUGUGUGUGACACAUGAGUUGCGACUCAAAAGGAGUUGGGGGGCCGCUGGAAGGAGGGGAGGGGAAAAAAAAGAAAGAGCCAUUUUCCCAAGCCCGCCACACGAAGUUGCAUCCAAAUCCAUCAGCCCCAUUGAUUCUGCAAAACACGGAACAUUUCCCCCCCCUUUCCUUUUAGAUUAUCCCCCCUCUUUCCUUCCCACACCCCAAAUAACUGGCUUUUUAAACUUACUGGGUCACCAAGACUGAAUAAGAAACUUUGUUUGAAGAGAGGGUAAAGGAUUUUUUUUUUUUUUAAAGAAUCCAAAGUUUUGGCACCGCCACCCUCCCUUCAUCACUCUCCUUUCCCACCCGGUGUGUGAGUUCCCCCCCUUCCUCCCACCUCCCGUGACUCCCUCCCUUUUUGGACCUACCCAACAUUUUGUGCAAAACGCAUCAGCCAUGAACAAGCUGUACAUUGGGAACCUCAACGAGAACGUGACUCCGGCGGAUCUGGAGAAAGUCUUCAACGACCACAAAAUCUCCUUCAGUGGCCAGUUCUUGGUGAAAUCUGGCUACGCCUUUGUCGAUUGCCCAGAUGACCAAUGGGCCAUGAAAGCCAUCGAAACUUUUUCUGGCAAAGUGGAGCUACAUGGAAAACAGCUAGAGAUUGAACAUUCAGUACCUAAAAAACAAAGGAGCCGCAAAAUUCAGAUAAGAAACAUCCCCCCUCAGCUACGAUGGGAGGUUCUGGAUGUUUUGCUAGCCCAAUAUGGUACUGUGGAAAACUGUGAACAAGUGAAUACGGACAGUGAGACAGCAGUUGUCAAUGUCACCUACUCCAACCGGGAGCAGACCAGACAAGCCAUCAUGAAACUCAAUGGACACCAGCUGGAAAAUCAUGCACUGAAGGUCUCCUACAUCCCCGAUGAGCAAACUGUGCAGGGUGCAGAAAAUGGACGCCGAGGAGGCUUUGGGACACGGGGUGCCCCCAGGCAGGGUUCUCCUGUGGCUUCAGGAGCGCCUGUGAAGCAGCAGCCAGUAGACAUCCCCCUCCGGCUUCUGGUUCCCACCCAGUAUGUGGGAGCCAUUAUUGGCAAAGAGGGAGCCACCAUACGCAACAUUACCAAGCAGACACAGUCCAAGAUUGAUGUGCACCGGAAGGAAAAUGCAGGGGCAGCAGAGAAAGCAAUCAGCAUCCAUUCAACCCCAGAGGGCUGCUCUGCUGCUUGCAAGAUGAUCUUGGAAAUCAUGCAGAAGGAGGCAAAAGACACUAAGACUGCUGAUGAAGUACCUCUGAAAAUCCUGGCCCAUAACAACUUCGUGGGGCGACUGAUUGGCAAAGAGGGCCGCAACCUGAAGAAGGUGGAACAGGACACGGAAACGAAGAUCACCAUCUCCUCUCUGCAGGACUUGACCCUGUACAACCCAGAAAGGACCAUCACUGUGAAAGGCUCCAUUGAGAACUGCUGCAGAGCGGAGCAAGAGAUCAUGAAGAAAGUGAGGGAGGCUUACGAGAAUGAUGUGGCAGCUAUGAGUCUACAGUCACACCUGAUACCUGGUCUCAACCUAGCUGCCGUCGGCCUCUUUCCAGCCUCAUCCAAUGCUGUACCACCUCCUCCAAGUAGUGUCUCUGGGGCAGCACCGUAUAGCUCUUUUUUGCCUCCUGAGCAAGAGACAGUGCACGUCUUCAUCCCUGCUCAGGCUGUGGGUGCGAUCAUUGGCAAGAAAGGACAGCAUAUCAAACAGCUCUCCAGAUUUGCAAGUGCCUCUAUCAAGAUUGCUCCUCCAGAAACGCCGGAUUCCAAAGUGCGGAUGGUGAUAAUCACUGGACCACCAGAAGCCCAGUUCAAGGCGCAAGGACGAAUUUAUGGCAAACUUAAAGAGGAAAAUUUUUUUGGGCCCAAAGAAGAAGUGAAGCUAGAGACGCACAUCCGAGUCCCUGCCUCAGCCGCAGGGCGAGUCAUUGGCAAAGGAGGCAAAACGGUCAAUGAGUUGCAGAACCUGACGGCAGCUGAGGUAGUUGUCCCGCGGGACCAAACCCCUGAUGAGAAUGAGCAAGUCAUAGUCAAAAUCAUUGGACAUUUCUAUGCCAGCCAGAUGGCGCAACGCAAAAUACGUGAUAUCCUCGCUCAGGUGAAACAGCAGCAUCAGAAGGGACAGAACAGCCAGACGCAAGCACGAAGGAAAUAGGAAAUUGCUUUACCCCUAGUGCAUGAGAAAGAAAGAGAGAGAGACAAAAAGAUGGACGAAUGGACGACAUUGACAACGGAUGAAACAAAGCCAAGCAGAAAAAGUGAUGAGCUGAUGCAGAACCCUAAGAGUGUCUGGGAAUCAGUUUACCGUAGGCGGGUAUUAGUAAUUUUGUUGUAGACGGGUGACUUAAUGUCUCACGAGCCAAAGGCGGUUUUGAUUGGCUCCUCAGGCAUGCUGCAAAUAUAUAUAUAUUUGAGGGGGGGUGGGGGGAUUAAUUGGAUCAGCCAGUAGGAAAACAAAUUCCUAACCAGACCCCAUAAUCUGUUUCAAUCAAGUAGUGUGUGUGAGAUUGUCUAGCAGGACAGGAGUGUUCACACAUGCCAUCUGCUGAGCAGAGCAAAGGAGCAUAAAAUCCACUCCCUCAUGCAAUAAGUUUUAGGGUUUAUUUGAACAAUCGUUCCCCUAACAAACAUUAACUUUUGCAGUCACCAGGAAAAGGAAAUUAAGUGGGACCAGAUUUGAGGGGGAGCUGAGGUUCCAGUAAACCUUGGAUUCUCACCAUUUGGACAAGCAAGUUCUGUUUGAUUGCCUGGCCUUGGUGACUGUGAAAGUCAGUGCAUGUUGGGAUGAGGACUGGUUGUCAGAAUCUCUUUUAAUCUAAUCAUAUCCCUCAUUCAGCUGGAGUAGUUCAGCAUUUUAACCCAAGAUAACCCUACCUUCUUUGGUACACCAAAACAAGAUCCUUGGGCUGGUUUUUCUGCUAUAGAAAAGCAGCCCAAAGUUCUGAUCAGGUGGUUUGCCAUGACGCCAUGCAACAUCUUCCUGUUGUGGCAACCAGAACGGUGUAAUCAUUGGCGUGGCUGACUUUGUCUCCAGGAAUAUCAUGCACUGUUCUGCAUAGCAAUUUCCAGAACCAAACAUGGCUGCCCGGGGAGGGGGGGGGGCUCUACAAUCCUGCUUGUUCUGCGUGUUUGGUUGUUCUAUAUUGCUGUGCCCCAGUUAAGACUUAUGGGGCUGGUGAAGGAGGCUGAAGGUUGCAUCUGGACCCUCAUGCCCUCAGUUGAGUAUUCCUGCCCUAGAGGUAGAACCCACCAUAAUCUUUCAUCCCAGGGUAGCUCCCUUGGCAGGCAAAUCUUUGAAGGGCUUCCUGUCAGAUUAAAAAUAUUACUUCUUUUUGAGCAUAGAAUUAUUUCUGCAUAUUAAUAGAGGUUUUCUCCCUUCUCAGAAUUUGUCAACAAAUAUGGUGGGAUGUUCUAGUUCAAAUUGGUCACAUGAUCCCAGUUAUCCUAAAACCAAAUAAAAGUGGGCAGGGAAAACAAGGCAAUAACUCUGCCUGUACAGCGUUCUCUCUGCUGGAAACCAAACACUGGUUCAAUUAAGCCACUGCACCAAACAUUGGUUUCCACUGAUCGUAAUUUUGAACCCAAACCAUGAUUUAAGCUUCCAGAUGUCCAGGCAAACCAUGGUUUAGUGCUUCUUGUCUGCUUUAAUUUUCCAUCUGCUUAGUACUCCCAUUGGUAUAGUGAAUGGAACUCUGGAGGCAGAGCAAUGACUAUAGCCAUGGUUUGUUCAGAUAUCAUGGCAAACCACAGUUAGCACAAACCAUGGUUUGCAAUCCCACCUCUAAGCAUGGUUUAUGAUUUUGUUUUUGCUGGCUGAUUACAAAGCAUGAUUUGCUAAUGCAAACAUCAUACCAGACCAAACUAUGGUUUAGUGUGUUGUCUGAAUUGAGCCAGUUUCUUUGAAAAGCCUUAUUAAUUCAGAAGAUUACAUUCUUUCUCUUUCUCUUUCUCUCUCUCACUCUUCCCCCUGCCCGGGACAACUCCACUUGCUAAGCCAGGGAAACAAUUUAAAUGAUUGGAAAAUCAAGCAAAGGAGGAACUUGCCUUGGUUUUUAUCCAUCAAAGAUUCAAAUCAAAAUACUUUUUAAUGAAAUGCUGAAAUGGUAAAAAUGUGUCCUAGAAAAUUAUAAUAAUCAAACUAUCAAGUCACCAGGAUGCAAAUAUUUUCACAUCCGGUUUUUAAAAGAAAUGUGUUUGGGUUGGGCUUUAUUUUGGUUUUGGGUAGGAGACUCACAAACCUAGUCAUUUCCUUUAUCUGAUUCUUUUGAAAAGUCAAAGUCACAAACCAAAUUUUAGUUGUGAAGCACAGGUAGGACUGUGCACAAGUGUAACAUUUUUUGAAAACGUGUGAGGAUUUUUUUAACCUAAUCGGUAAGGUGGUUUUGCCUUAUUUUAUAAAAAGCAUUUUAUACUCCGGUGCUCCUCUUUUGAUUUUGUGGGUGCACAUUUUAAUAUGGAAGUCCAAACCACAGCAAAAUCCCUAUUUUAGAUACCCUAUAAAUGUCAUUAAACAUCUCAGGGUUCACAUUUCUGGCUGCAGUUGACAUACUCCUCUCUCAACCUGGGGACUAUCCUGAAGAAAAUUUAGCAUGCUCAAGUCCAAUGUGACUUCAGCACAUGUAAUGUUCUCUGGAAUGUCCCUGCGUACGAACUUGCGAUGGAUUUCAAAGUCUUUGCAAGGAGUUUGUGGAAUGCAGCCUAAAGGCUUGUUUAUAUAUGGCAUUUGUCUGCUCUUGUAUCCUUGCUGCAAUUUCCCACUCUUCACCUCUAGCGUAUUGCCUCUAGCUGCUGCUUUAGAGGGGUCAGUUGUCACCUGGUUGUAAAUGCAUAAGGACAGUCUGUGGGUGGGUGGAAAGAGGAUGUUUGCAUGGAGUUCUACCUGAUUGGAGGCCUUCUGCCUCAGGAUACAGUGAGGCAUACAAUCAUGCAAGUGUCCCUUUGAAAAAGACCUCUAGGCAAGGUUUUUCUGCUUUUGCCAAUUCCUAAGGCUGCCUCUGUAAAAUGCAGUCCUUACCACUUGGCAAAUAAAUGGAGAGAAAAUGCGAUGUAUGCACAAGCCUUUAGAUUGCAUUCCAUGUAUCAUAACCUGGCUUUGAAACAUGCCUUUGGGGGGGGGGAGAAUUGGAUGAAAAAUUUGCACACAUAUCCUCUAAAGCGACUAAUCUUAAAAACCACUUGCCCUCCAGAAUAAAUUAUUUGAGGGUCACAGGCUAUGAGCAUUAGGUCCCUGUCCCCAUAUUCUAGGAUGGUCUUCUGCCCUUUCAAAAGCUUCUGCCAUCAUAGUGUGACACUUCUGGGGUGGAGUAAAGCCACCCCAGGCUUUACCUGCUGAAGAACCUCUUAAAGGGGCAGAAGCACUCUUGGUAUAAUGUCACCCUACUUUUUGGGAACCUCAGCACCCAGACAUACCAAAAAAAGAAGAGAUGGUUGUCCUGGUCUACAGAGGGCUGAAUGCAUGUUGCCGCUGAAAUAACAGUGCCCAUCAUAGAGGCUGUUACGUUGCAUGGGAAUCCUUCUUCAUGCAUUACCAUGUUAUUGGAUAUGGCCUCUUCUUUUCCAUAUAGCAAGCUUUUCUACACCUUGGUAUAGAAAGUCCACAUGUGCAAACCUGUUACUGCACACAGAUGGCAUUCUCUAGAUCAGGACAAAUGGUAUUGAUCAGCUUACAUGGGGAUUUAAGGGCCUAACCCCAAGCUUAAAAUUACUUCCAGGGAACCGCUGUAGAGAAUGAAACAGUAUGCCUGUUUGAAAAUCACACAGAAAAGGAACAAUUCAUUCCAUUAGGAACAAAAUCUUAAUUUUAAACAAGUACUUAUAGGGAAAUUUGGAUUUCUUUCUGGGACUUGGGAGGGGAAAAGAAGCUGGGGAUAGAAAUUAAACCAAAAGUAAUUUCUUGAAAAUUUUGUGAUUUUAAAAAAGAAAGAAAAAACCCUCCUGGUUUUGAAAAAUGAUGUUUUCUGCCACAAGAAUACCGAGUGUCUUUAUGAGGCGAUACCAAAUAUAGACAUCAGAAGAAUGUAAUGUGGUUACUGAUCCCAGUCACUCUUACGUGAACUUUUAAAAGAAAGAAAAAUGUGUAAAAUAUAUACAAAUGGAUUAUGAGUAUUUGUGGAGGACAGGAAUUGCUUGCCUGGCAGCCUGCACACAGAACGAAGUUUUGUCUCUGCGUUUAAAAAAAAGAAAAAAAAGAAAAAGCACUCACCUGAUGGGGCCAUUCCUCUAAGGGAAACUUUUCCCACAGUGCCCCAGAGAGCUUCAUACUCAGGUAAAUCCAACAUGAAUCCUUCUGGAUUGUAUCCAUCAUUUAUUUGCAUUUGUAUCAUUAAAAGUAUGCUGUUGUUUUAAUGCCCUUAAACUAAAGCCUGCCACCCUGAGACACUGUCAUUUUGUAUAGGCUUUUGGCAUCAGUGAACCUUUGAUGAUAUAUCCCUUUCACAGUGUCCUGUGCUUUGCUUCCAAGGACUUAACUUCAAGUUACUGUCCGUAGGAUUGCAUCCUUACAGCACAAUCCUGCACAUCCUGUUUUCUUGAAAGUAAGUCUCACUGAGUUCAGUGGGCCUUCCUCCCAAGUGACUGUGUAGUGGAUUGCAGCCUUAACAAUAUUUUAUGCACCUGCUGUUGCCUAGUCUUACAGAACAGAACAAGAAAUAAAAUCAGUCUUGCAGACAACCGAAAAAAAUGUACUAACCCACCAAAAAGCAAACAAAAAGAAUAAGUCUUUCCUGGCACACCUGUCUAUCCCAGGGUGGUCUAAGCCAUGGACAUGGACAACUCCUGGCCUGAGAAGAAUUGUUACCCUUCGCAAAUGAUUAACUCAAAGAAAUUGAUGGAAAAUAGUGUCCAAAGUCCUUAAUCCUAUUCCGGGAGGCUGCUGUGACAAUCCUGUUGAAUUCAUCGUUAUGUGGUAAUUGGAUUUCUGGGUCUUAAGCUCUAUGAUUUAGAAAUAAAAUGCUGUUGGAAUAAUUGGAAUGGAGCCAAGAGGCAUAUGCUGUGGAGUAAACCAGAAUUUUGAGGUGGAUACUGUGAUCCUAAGCACAUUCAUUUGGUUGCAAGCGCAUUGAUAUCAAUGUGUAUUUAGAAACACAGUCAUAUUUUUAAUGGAUCAAACUUUGCUGAUCCUUUUUAGAGGAGGGUAGGUAGGGAAUAGGAAUUUUGUGGGACAAAUCAACCUCUUUGCAUUGAAAUAUAUGAAUUUUUAGCAGAGACAAGACUUCUGUUCUAACUUGACUUGCUAGGUGUCCAGGCUGACCUUUGAGACUGGACCUGUUUGUGCCACUACAGACUGGGCUCCAGGUUUGGGCUGAAUGACAGCAGGUGAAUCUAGUUCCAGUGUAUUUCCAUGUGCCUAAUACUCAAUUCAAUUUUGAAAUAAUACUCAAUUCCAUCUUUGAAUUGCGAUGAAGCAGCUGCAUGGAACUUCUUGUUUACACUGAAGCAGUUACUGUCCUUUUUAAUCCCUUGCAACAAGGAAGUGUGUGUGGAAAGGUCAGGCAUUGCUGUGUGUUUUAAGGGAAAGGAGAAAAGAAGAAGAAAAACAGAAAAAAAAGAGAAAAGAGAGAAAAAUGGGUGGGAAAAAGCUACCUCAAGGUAUGAAGUUACCUCAGCAAUUGUUUUGUUUUUGGGCUUGCUGAUAUUUUAUAUAAAAGCUGAUAGUCUUGAAUAUUUUAUUUUUUUAAUGAAAAGAGAAGUUAAGUUUCAUAAUUUCUUAUGAGCCAGAAGUUGUUAUGCAGGUCGGCAGUGUUAUGAGCUCUCUAUGGAGAACGACAGAGACUUCAGACAUAGUGGAAAAGACGGCAGAUUUUGCUCACUUCCCAAUUAACAGUGUAAUUUUUGCCUUCUUCCGGGGGGGGGGGAAUAUAUUCUGACCCUUAAGACCAGUUUAAGACCUGUGAAUCUUAAUUGUUGAAAACAUCCCUGUAAAAGAUAUAUCAGUGGUACACACCUUUUGUGGUCUAUAGACUGGCUGAUUCUAAGCACACUUAAUUUGGAAUUUAUUUAGGGUGAGUUUAUUUAAUCAUUAUAGGUGGUUGUCAUUCUGUGGUUGGUUAUUUGGGUUAGGAUGCUGGCAUGUUGAGUUGGAACACAGUGGUUUCUGGUUUGUAUACGAAGGUUGGGGUUCAUUAUGCAUAUUUUCCAUCCCUAGGUGUUGCUAAAGCACUGUUUGAAUAUACAGUGGCACUAUAGCAACAAAAUGCAAAGAAAGGUAUUUUGAAAACAGCUGGUCCUGGAGACACUCAUUUCUCCAGCUCCAUGGGACUCUACUGUACUUCAUUUAUACCAGCAACCAUAGGAGAGGACCACCAAAGAACCCACAUGGAAUCCAGAAAAAGCAAAACUAUCCCAUGUGGUUCUUUGAAUACAUAAACUCACCCUCCAUUGCAUUGAGAGCAUUUAAGUCACAAGAAGUUAAGUAUGUUUAGAAUUAGAAUGCCAGUUGACAAGACUGUUUGCUGAGGAGCUAUAGAAACAGUCGAACCGGUACGACUGUCCAGAAUCUGUGAAUUGGAAACCAGCUCUUGUCCUUGUAAAAACUUGGGCCCUCUUUUCCGCUAUGGUGCUGUGAAAUAUUUUACAAAGACUACCUCAGUUUUACUGAGGAGAAACAGGCCAUUAUUUUUUAAGAAAAGAAAUGGGAGCCAAAUUUUUGUGUGUUUUUUGUACAUUCUCAUGGAAAUGAGACAAACCUAGCGGCCACUGUUUGAAAAGUUUAUAGGUUUGUUUGGUUUCCCCCCUAAAAAAAACAACACAAAAAAGGCGUAUGUGUUACUCUCCCACUGCACCUGGAGCAGAUAACCCUCUCCGAAUGUAACAUUCAAAGAUCAGUGGUUGUGAAUGAAUUCACAGGAGGCCAAACUGAUUCCUGCCUAGAGACUCUUCAUCUAUACUCAAGCUGGGAAUUCUGGCUUCUUGACAAUGGUGUAUAAGGCCUCUAAAUGUAUGCCAUUCUUUAAAAUGGAAAA
Messenger RNA from Hemicordylus capensis (graceful crag lizard), 9014 nucleotides. RefSeq names its product insulin like growth factor 2 mRNA binding protein 1 (gene IGF2BP1). NCBI's taxonomy places the organism in Eukaryota, Metazoa, Chordata, Lepidosauria, Squamata, Cordylidae. The record is from RefSeq and is a predicted model, not a curated record. Gene Ontology annotation, molecular function: mRNA 3'-UTR binding. Gene Ontology annotation, biological process: nervous system development; regulation of gene expression. Gene Ontology annotation, cellular component: nucleus; cytoplasm; cytosol. The coding region runs from base 479 to 2209 and encodes 576 amino acids. The transcript has 15 exons.